Adineta steineri is the source of this 375-nucleotide messenger RNA. The record is from the annotation of a GenBank genome assembly. NCBI's taxonomy places the organism in Eukaryota, Metazoa, Rotifera, Eurotatoria, Adinetida, Adinetidae.
AUGGAUUCAUCUAGUUAUACUGGUUUACCAAAUAAACUCGUGCAAGGUAUCACAUCAGUUAAAUCAUCAUUAACAACUGGUCAUAUUCUUGAAAAAACUGAAACAACUUAUGUUGAGAAAACUGAUACAUUUCAUCAUCAUAUGGCACGUAGUGUUUUAGGUAUUCAAGCACCAUUGAAAUUAAAAACUGAAUUACAAAUAGCCAGUAAAAUGGGUCGUUUACCAUGUUUACCAAGUUCACGUUUAAUGGCUGAUGUUUUACGUGGUACCAAUGAAGAUAUAUCAUUUGAUGAUAUUUUAAAUAAUCCACGUGAAUUUGGUGAACUUCAAAUUGAUCCACAUUUAGCUAUGGAUAAAAGUGAUCGAUUAUUUUAA